AUUCCUCGCGACGCGACGCCACGCGACGCGACGCUCCCUGCUGGGGCGCUCGUGAGGUGGCCGUCUUCCCUCCGCGGACCCAUGGCGGCGUCGGCCCGGUCCGCGCGGGGCCCGCCGGACUCACAUAAAGUACAGAAAGACAAGGCUGGACAGUCUAAAGGGCCCAGUCAGGGCAGCAGAAUGGGGAAGCUCUUGGGGUUUGAGUGGACAGAUGUUUCCAGCUGGGGAAGACUGGUAACUCUGCUGAAUCGACCAACGGAUCCUGCCAGCCUGGCCGUCUUCCGUUUUCUCUUUGGGCUGAUGAUGGUGUUGGACAUUCCCCAAGAGCGGGGACUUAGUUCCCUGGACCGAAGAUACCUGGAUGGGCUGGAUGUGUGCCGCUUCCCCUUGCUGAAUGCCCUGCAACCACUACCACUUGACUGGAUGUAUCUUGUCUAUACCAUCAUGUUUCUGGGGGCACUGGGCAUGAUGCUGGGCCUGUGCUACCGGAUAAGCUGUGUGUUAUUCCUGCUGCCAUACUGGUAUGUGUUUCUCCUGGACAAGACGUCAUGGAACAACCACUCCUAUCUGUAUGGUUUGUUGGCCUUUCAGCUGACAUUCAUGGAUGCAAACCACUACUGGUCUGUGGACGGCCUGCUGAAUGCUCGUAAGCGGAAUGCCCAUGUGCCCCUUUGGAACUAUACCAUGCUACGUGGCCAGAUCUUCAUUGUGUACUUCAUUGCGGGUGUGAAAAAGCUGGACGCAGACUGGGUUGAAGGCUAUUCUAUGGAGUAUCUGUCCCGGCACUGGCUCUUCAGUCCCUUCAAACUAGUAUUGUCCGAGGAGAUGACCAGUCUACUAGUGGUACACUGGUGCGGAUUGCUGCUCGACCUCUCAGCUGGUUUCCUGCUCUUUUUUGAUGCCUCGAGGUCCAUUGGUCUCCUCUUCGUGUCCUACUUCCACUGCAUGAAUUCCCAGCUUUUUAGCAUCGGCAUGUUCCCCUACGUCAUGCUGGCCAGCAGCCCUCUCUUCUGCUCCCCUGAGUGGCCCCGGAAGCUAGUAUCUCGAUUCCCCGAAAGGCUGCAGGAGCUGCUGCCCCUCAGAGCUGCCCCUCAGCCCAGUAUGUCCUGCGUGUAUAAGAGGAGCCGGGCCAAAGGUGGCCAGAAGCCAGGGCUGCGCCAUCGGCUCGGUGCUGCCUUCACCCUGCUCUACCUCCUGGAGCAGCUCUUCCUGCCCUAUUCCCAUUUCCUCACCCAGGGCUAUAACAACUGGACAAAUGGGCUGUAUGGCUAUUCCUGGGACAUGAUGGUGCACUCACGCUCCCACCAGCACGUGAAGAUCACCUACCGGGACGGCCGCACUGGCGAGCUGGGCUACCUUAACCCUGGGGUAUUCACGCAGAGCCGGCGAUGGAAGGAUCAUGCAGACAUGCUGAAGCAAUAUGCCACUUGCCUGAGCCACCUGCUUCCCAAGUACAAUGUCACUGAGCCCCAGAUCUACUUUGAUAUUUGGGUCUCCAUCAAUGACCGCUUCCAGCAGAGGAUUUUUGACCCUCGUGUGGACAUUGUGCAGGCCGCCUGGUCCCCCUUCCAGCGUACACCUUGGCUGCAGCCACUGUUGAUGGACCUGUCUCCCUGGAGGACCAAGUUACAGGAAAUCAAGAGUAGCCUGGACAACCACACAGAGGUGGUCUUCAUUGCAGAUUUCCCUGGGCUGCACCUGGAGAAUUUUGUGAGUGAAGACCUAGGCAACACUAGUAUUCAGCUGCUGCAAGGGGAGGUGACUGUAGAGCUGGUGGCAGAACAGAAGAAUCAGACUCUUCACGAGGGAGAAAAAAUGCAGCUGCCUGCUGGGGAGUACCAUAAGGUGUAUACAAUAUCACCCAGUCCUUCCUGCUACAUGUACAUCUACGUCAAUACUACAGAGCUUGCACUGGAGCAAGACCUGGCAUAUCUGCAAGAAUUAAAAGAGAAGGUGGAGAAUGGAACUGAAACGGGGCCUUUACCUCCAGAGCUGCAGCCUCUGCUGGAAGGGGAAGUGCAAGGGGGCCCUGAGCCAACACCUCUGGUUCAGACCUUUCUUAGACGCCAGCGAAGGCUCCAAGAGCUUGAGCGCCGGAGAAAUACCCCAUUCCAUGAGCGGCUCUCCCGCUUCUUGCUGCGGAAGCUCUAUAUCUUUCGCCGCAGCUUCCUGAUGACUUGUAUCUCACUUCGAAAUCUGGCAUUAGGUCGCCCUUCCCUGGAGCAGCUGGCCCAAGAGGUGACUUAUGCAAACUUGCGACCCUUUGAGCCAGUUGGAGAGUCGGGUCAUUCAAACACAGAUUCUUCAAAUUCUAAUCCUUCUGAGCCUAAUUCUGACCCUGUCCACUCAGAGUUCUGACUGGGGCAGAUGUUGGAUACAGAUGUGGGAGCAACCAGUCAUAGGACCAUUAACCUAUGCAUUGGAAAUGUGAAGAAAUGGAUAUUUUAGACAUUUUUCCUCCUUGUUUAUAGUUCUUUUAAAUUCAGAGAAGAUAUCUUAGAGGAGCCAAGGAAGUGAAGCAAGGAUAAGAUUUAUCAUAUCAAGGUUGAGGGGUUAGGAGGGGUUUAAAAUCAAUAUGAAAAUGCCCUUCUAGGAUAAGAAGGGGUAAGAGUCAGGUUUAAAGUGACUGACUCCCUAGGGAAAAAGAUUUAAUGUACCAUGAUGACAAUAGUGCCUGUUCUCAAGUUAUUUGUUAUAUGCUAGACACUGUGUGAUGCAUUUUGCCUGUUACUGCAUUUAGUCCUUACUGGCCAUUAGCCCUAUUUUAACAGUUGAAAGAAGUGAGGCUCAGAGAUAAAUUUGCUCAAAGACAACACCUAAUAAGAGAUGUAUUGAUGGUUUGAAUUUUGUCUGUUUGACUUAAGGUCCCAUACCCUGCCUCUUGCAAUUUGCAGAAUCACUGACAAUAAUUAUGAAAUAGUGUAGACUAAAAUUUGUCUUAGUUACAGGUAAGAGUAAGAUGGUGAUUAAGUUCUAAAUGCAGAGAGUAAUUUUCUCUUCUCUCCUUCAUUGUGCUUAUUAUGGGGACAGCCAGUUUUUCACUAGCAGCAAUGAGAAUAGGACAAAGAUAAACUAAUAAGGAAAUUUAGAUGAUUGGUAGUAGUAGCUCUCUCAAGCUUAGUGUUAAUUUAGCAUUAUUCUAGCCUUUGGUGAGAAGAAAGUGAUGAUGUAAGAAUUAACCAAACUUGGUGAUGGAUUAGAACAAUGUUUGAAGUUAUUUUGUAGGUUUGGAUGUACAGGGUGAUUGAGGAAGCACCUCAAUUCCUUGGGCAUCGGGCUAGCAAGUGAGAAAUGCAUAGAGAAAAAAGGAAAACCCAAAGGCUCCUAUUUUGGGCACUCAUGGCUUCAUAGCAAAGACUAGCAGUAAAUUGGCAGUCCCAGUAAUUUUGAUAAAGAAUUGCAUCUCUGUUUUCAGGUUUCUCUUCCCAUGCCCCACCCCACACCCACCUCUUCAGAUAGUGGUUGUUUACUAGGUAGCUGCCUUCUCACUAUACACACUUCAGGAUGAUUAUGCUGCUGCUUAGCUUGCUUCCUUGUGCCAUGUACCUAUAGACCUAACUAGCUCCACUUGGGGAUCUCACAAAGCUUUCACUCUGUCCUAGACAGAACUUCUGUUCAUCCCUAACUCAGACCUGCAUCUCCUUUACUAGUGAAUGGCAACUGCAUUUUUUUUUUUUUGUCAUCUGAAUCUUCAGCCUUGAUUCAUCCUUUUUAUCACCUUUCUUAAAUUCCAAGUUGUAUCAAUUCUUCCUCUUCAAUCUAUUCAUCUCUACUACCUCUGUGUUCUUUCAGCCUUUAUAUUGGAAUUUAGUUAAAAGGCCAGAUCAGAUACAAUUGUGCAGGUUGGGCCUGACCUGAUUCCUACAAGGCAUUUUUGUGGGUUAGCUAGCCAGUAGCUGUGCCACAGGUUGGUAAGAGCAAUGUGAGGGAAACUGUUUUAAAGUUUUGUUGAUCUUAGUGACACAAUAUACUUUGGCACAAUGUCCUUUGCCAGUGAGUUCAGCUCUAUUUUGUUCCCUUGCGCUUGACCCCCAACUCUCCCAUUCAUUACUUGACUGGUAUGAAAAGUAGUUCAUUAGGGAAAGGGACUCCUACAAAAGUAGUUUUAAUAUAGGCAAGGAUGCUAUCCCAAAACCGUUAGUAUGCCACCUUUUCUCCAAUGAAAGUGUUGGGGUGGGAUGCAGCGGAAAGGUGGUUAUCUUAAUACAUUUAAGAAAAGCUCAAAGGAAUAAAUGAGUUCAUUUCAGGAGGAAUCAGGUCCUGUGCAGCAGUUCUAGGAAUGGGCUAUCGUCCUUUUAGCCAGGCUUUAGUAUUCCAUUUCGUUCUACUCCACUCCCAGCAUUUGGAUCUUUAAUCCCUUGUCAAGUCACCCCUUCAAAACUUCAUAGGUCGUAUUUCCUUCUAACCCAAACAGUUUAGGUUUAUUCCAUAACGUUGCAUACUUUGAUUUUCAACCAUUUGCAGUCACCAUCACCUUGACACCUUGGUUGCUCUUCUCGGGGCUGGUUACUAUUUAUUCAACCUUAAUUUUUUUGUUAUACAGAAGACAGGCCUUUACAAAGAUCCUUCUUAGUUUAGAGCUCCUCAAGGUCUGGCAUCUUCCUAGCAAAUAUUGAACCUAACCUUAAUUUCUCUGGUGCUAUCCCACCAGCCAAUGGGCAGCGAGCUCAUCCCCAAUUCCGUUUGGCCAGCCAUGUUGCUAUUUGACAGCAACACAUUGUUCUCUAAAAAAAUUUUUGAGACUUUCACUCAAGAUUUAAGUUUGCCUCUUCUCCCAACAUAGUUUAAGCCUCCAAAUAAGUGUAAUCAAGCAUUCUUUGAGUCAUUACAGGUCAAUUAAAAAAGUUGAACCACCACUUGAUUUCAUACAUGCCAGUGUAAACAUGUGCCAAGUGGCUGCUGUACUUUAGCUCCAGGCUUAAAAAGGGAUGCUUCAAGGUCUUGUGUAGUAAACCUCUACAAGAAUAAAGGCUUUAGAAACGUACAGCAUCUUCACUAAUUUGAUGUUCAAAUUUUCACUUUAUGUAACAUAAAAUGGAUUAGUUUUGUAAGCCUCUCACCACCCUUCAAAAAUUUUGCCAACGGUGUGUCACCUGCAGCCUUUAACGUGUUUAUAAUAAAGGGAUUAAUACUCAA
This is a messenger RNA of Nyctereutes procyonoides (raccoon dog), 5136 nucleotides long. RefSeq names its product gamma-glutamyl carboxylase (gene GGCX). The transcript is spliced from 15 exons. The record is from RefSeq and is a predicted model, not a curated record. NCBI's taxonomy places the organism in Eukaryota, Metazoa, Chordata, Mammalia, Carnivora, Canidae. The coding region runs from base 82 to 2358 and encodes 758 amino acids. Gene Ontology annotation, molecular function: vitamin binding; gamma-glutamyl carboxylase activity. Gene Ontology annotation, biological process: peptidyl-glutamic acid carboxylation.